Aureobasidium namibiae CBS 147.97 is the source of this 282-nucleotide messenger RNA. RefSeq lists its product as uncharacterized. Lineage: Eukaryota; Fungi; Ascomycota; Dothideomycetes; Dothideales; Saccotheciaceae. The transcript has 2 exons. The coding region runs from base 1 to 282 and encodes 93 amino acids. The record is from RefSeq and is a predicted model, not a curated record.
AUGGCAGACAAAGUCAUCAAAGACGACCUGACACCAAAAACUCACAGCACACAAAACACACCCGACGUCGCAAAGGAGCCAUUGCCCUCUGGUCGCAACCCGCUCAACGGCAACCCAGGCAACCAAUUAAGCCAACGCAACCCUUCAGACGCCAAAUCAGAAGAUGGCAAGAAAAAGGAUGAUAGAGAUUCGAGUUUGAAGAUCAAGAUUGAGUUGGAUUUGGAUGUGGAGGUGCAUCUUACCGCGAGAAUCAAGGGUGAUAUUACUAUUGGUCUUUUGUAG